UCGGUCUCUUUUCCACCACAACAGAAAGGGAAUACUAGAAAGAAUAAAAUGUCUAUUAACGGUGUCGCCAACGGGAAUGGUAAUCAUUACAAGGAAUUAAAUGACCAUUAUGCAGAAGAAUGCAGCCAAGAUGAUAUUGGGACAUUUCUAUUCACAUCCGAAUCUGUGGGAGAGGGACAUCCUGAUAAGAUCUGUGACCAAAUUAGUGAUGCAAUUUUAGAUGCACACUUGAGACAGGACCCAAGUGCCAUGGUUGCAUGUGAGACUGUGACAAAAACAGGCAUGGUAUUGGUUGCUGGGGAGAUUUCAUCUAAAGCAAAUGUUGAUUAUCAGAAAGUCAUCCGUGAAACGAUCAAACAAAUUGGAUAUGAUGACUCCUCUAAAGGUUUUGACUACAAAACUUGCAAUGUUUUGAUUGCGCUGGAGGAACAGAGCCCUGAUAUUGCACAGGGUGUGCAUGAAAAAAGUGGCAAAGAUUCUGAUGAUAUCGGUGCAGGUGACCAGGGAUUGAUGUUUGGAUAUGCCACAGAUGAGACAGAAGAGUGUAUGCCUCUUACUGUAGUCCUCUCUCAUCAGCUAAAUGCUAAAAUUGCAGAACUGAGACGUAAUGGAGUGCUACCUUGGGCUAGACCAGAUUCAAAGACACAGGUUACAGUAGAAUACAAGUACGUAAAUGGAGCAGCUGUUCCACAGCGAGUACACACAGUCGUAAUCUCAGUGCAGCAUGAUGAAAAUGUUACUCUAGAACAACUGAGGAAAGAUUUAAAGGAAAAGGUCAUCUCUGCUGUUAUCCCCUCAAAAUACAUAGACGACAGUACAGUUUAUCAUUUGCAGCCCUCUGGCAAAUUCAUUAUUGGAGGACCACAGGGUGAUGCAGGUCUAACUGGACGAAAGAUUAUUGUUGAUACCUAUGGAGGAUGGGGUGCUCAUGGUGGUGGUGCAUUUUCUGGUAAAGAUUUCUCUAAAGUUGACAGAUCUGCUGCUUAUGCCUGCCGUUGGGUGGCAAAGUCUUUGGUCAAGGCUGGUCUAUGUAAAAGAGUGCUGGUCCAGGUCUCGUAUGCCAUUGGAAUUGCUGAGCCAUUGUCUAUAACCGUGUUCAGCUAUGGCACAUCAAAGAAAUCAGAGAAACAACUGCUUGAAAUUGUAAAGAACAAUUUUGACCUUCGACCUGGCAGAAUUGUCAAGGAACUGGACCUCCGCAAGCCCAUUUAUCAGAACACAGCUUGUUAUGGACAUUUUGGUAGAAAUGACUUCACCUGGGAGCAGCCUAAGAAACUGAUCUUUUAAUUUGAUUAUGUGCAUUCUCAUCUCAUUUCAUUUGUUGUGGGUUUUUAAAUUAAGCUUUUGAAAAUAUGCUACGGUAAUUUACUACAUACCUUUGUUGCACACAAUUUUGAGAGUUGGCAUACAAAGUGUGUAAUAAAUCACCUAGUGUCUAUGUACAAAUUUUCACAAGCCAUUUAUAAGCAGGCAUAAUUGUUAAACAUAAUUAUGAGAGCAAGCAUUCCUGUUGUUGAAUCAAAAGUUAAGAUGUGCAAAUGAAUGGAUGGAUGCGUGGUCACUGUAAGCUGUAACUGCCAUGUUUGUGUUCUUUUAUAAUGAAAACAUUUGAAUUAUGUAGGUGGACUUGGGAUUUCGGGGCUUUUAGCCCUGUAGGCCACAGUAAUUAGAAGGAUAGGCUGACGUGGACGACAUGCUGUUUGUUUUUGUAAAUCAAUGUAGUUGUGUUGCCUGGGGUAUCAACACAAUUUUACAGUUUCAAAAUCGCUUUGACUCAAAUUCUAAUUAUGUAUUUUGGCAUGGUUGUCUGCCUUGGCUUUGUUGCUGCCCUCUAGUUAUUGCAAAUGUGCAUUCAUUUUUUUUUUUUUUGUGACCCUGCGCACAUUUGUCUUGUGUUUAUGAAAAUUCAUGGAAAAGAGCACUAUUUAUAAACACUCGGGCCUACAUCCCAAUGACUCUACAUUUUUUAAAAAGUGGGUUUUUUUUAACUAUGUAUUAUUAAUACGUUUAUUUUGGGUGCAUAUUUUCAUGUUCGUUUUUCUACUAAUAUUUUUAGAACUUUUUGUCAUUAUCAAUAGUUAGACUGUAACUUGCCCAUCACAUGCUAAACCAUGUUAUUGUUAAGCCUAAUUUCAUUGUGCACAUCAGUUCAUACAUUUUUUUCAACAAUUUUAUUUAAGUUAUGGUUUAAUGCCAUAGCUAUACUAGCCAGCACUCUGAGGGCAAUUUUUAUCAAGUUAAUUGUGUAUACACUUUUUAUCUGACUAAAUGAGAUUAUCUAAAUAAAAUGAAAUUGACCA
Physella acuta is the source of this 2300-nucleotide messenger RNA. Its product is annotated as S-adenosylmethionine synthase-like. Lineage: Eukaryota; Metazoa; Mollusca; Gastropoda; Physidae. The record is from RefSeq and is a predicted model, not a curated record. Gene Ontology annotation, molecular function: ATP binding; methionine adenosyltransferase activity. Gene Ontology annotation, biological process: S-adenosylmethionine biosynthetic process.